This is a messenger RNA of Wasmannia auropunctata (little fire ant), 2268 nucleotides long. RefSeq lists its product as uncharacterized. Gene Ontology annotation, cellular component: SAGA complex; transcription factor TFIID complex; SLIK (SAGA-like) complex. Gene Ontology annotation, biological process: transcription initiation at RNA polymerase II promoter; RNA polymerase II preinitiation complex assembly. Bases 265 to 1821 code for a protein of 518 amino acids. Gene Ontology annotation, molecular function: RNA polymerase II general transcription initiation factor activity; transcription coactivator activity; protein heterodimerization activity. The transcript is spliced from 9 exons. Lineage: Eukaryota; Metazoa; Arthropoda; Insecta; Hymenoptera; Formicidae. The record is from RefSeq and is a predicted model, not a curated record.
ACCACUGUGACCAGUGAGCAAUUACGUUGAUAUGACAGAUUUCAUAACCCAAAAAGUCAUCAAUUUUAACGAUUGAUAUUUUGCUUCGCGGAUAAUAUAUGUAUUUCUGCUAGAUUCUUUCGUUUCGUGUAAAAACGCGUCGAAUGAGCCUAAUCUCGUCAAAAUCGGAGCUGACCGAGGCCUCAUUAAAGAGCGUUCGCGUGCAACAAAUUUGAAUCUAACUGUGUGGACUCUAAAGCUGUUGGACACGAAAAAGUGGAAAUCAUGAAAGAGCUGUUGACAAAUCAGUCUAGCAUGGGAUACAGUAGCUCGUUCGUCAACAGUAACAAAGAUGCAGGCACUAGCAGUAUUAUAGGUGACAAUAAUUCGAGGAGAUACGCCAUGCUCAGCACCGAAUGGAUCUCCACCAUCGGCGAGGAACUGGGCAUGCAUCCACUGCCGGAUCCUCUCCUAAAGAGACUAGCCGAGGACGCUUCCUAUCGCUUGAGAGAAGUUCUGCAUAAAUGUGUUACGAGACUGAGACACAGUAAGAGGAAACGUCUGACAUCCGUGGACGUAAAUGCAGUCAUCACCAGCUUAUGCGACGCCGAUCCGGUUUUUGGUGCGUCGGAAUCCAUGCCGGAGUAUCAUACGGAGGCAAAGGUGUACGUGCCUUGCGAAUCUGUCGUUAAUCUCGCCAAUCAGAUGAACGAUCCGUUGUGUCUGACGCAAAACAACGUGCCGUUUCUACAAGAAUCUGAGAUAUGUGAUAUAAAACUGACAGAAGCGCGUCACAAUUAUGCCAAACGUGCGUUGAAAACUUUAUUUAAUGGCUCACAAAAGACCUUUCAGGUUUUACUUAAUGAUUGUGCCACCAACGUGCAUUUAGGUGACGAGGGAGUCAUCGACAAAUUGAUGUCCAUUGCUCGGUCCAUGGUAAUCUCAAAUAAUGCACAAUAUACACGUGUUUCCACACGGACGUGUCAACUCAUAAUCGCGAUUACUAGUAACGGCGAAGCUAUCUAUCCCUAUCACCUAAUUUCGGUGGAUAAAUUAACGGAAUUAUUGCUGGAAUUGCUGUUGGGUCAGAGUUUCAUACAUCCGAAUUUGGAGAUACUCUUCAAAGAAUGCGCGCUCAAAUUGAUGCUUCGCUGGCCGUCGAUUGCCGACAAAUAUAUACCAGUAUUGGAGAAUGUCCUUUUAAAGAGCGAAACGGAAAGCAUUGAUCUCUACAAAAAGAGGAUAAUGGCGGUGGAAUUGUUAGCGAGUAUUCAGCCGCUUGUAUUUUUCCAACACGAGGCUUCGCACACGCUCUCCAUACAAAAUAUUUUAUAUUACUACGCUUCGUCCGGUUCGGUUAUUUGGCAGCGAAUGGCUCUAUCUACUUGUGCUCUCGUGAGGUCGCAGGGCUCUUCUUUGGAUCUCGCCCCUUUGACCGAGCAUUACGGGGACUCGUUACUACCUUAUUUACCCGCUAAUCGCGAAGACAAUGCAAGAGAGAGAAGAGAUAAGAAAGGCGCACUGCCUAUCGUCGUUAAGAGCAAGAUCAAGUACGCGAAAGUCAGGCCGCUGCUUAACAACAGGAUGCUGUGGGAUCGACAGACGGCGUUUCCGGAUUCCACUCUGAGAGGACCGAGACGGGAGAUAAGAUUUGCGUUCGCUGGUGGCCGUCCGGUACCGCAAAACAACUUGAGACGCGUCAGUUUAAGAGCUAAUUAUCAAAUUCUAAGGAGCGACCUGCAGGCCACUCUCGCUCUAGUCGCAUCACGCAGAUUACUUGUGAUUAAAGAUAAAAAGAAGGGUCCCUACAACUUUUAUAACUUGGCAAACGUCUGUUUGUAAUAUAUAAAGAUCAGCAUGUAUAUAAGCUUCAUUCAUUCAAACGGUUUAGCGUUACGUGUAUAGCGAGGGUUGUCAUAAUUAUUCAUAUAUUUUGUAUUAUAUCAGUAAUAGCUGUAGACCGUCCCGGUUAAUUAAAACUUAAGGAGAUUUGUCAUUGCUUCCCUUUCAUGGAACUACUUUUAUUUUUGUACGAUGUUUAGACGCCAAUCUCUGUUAGCGUCUUGUCAAUCUUUUUUUUUUUUAAUUUUCUAUGAACACGAAUCCCUUUCCACGUUAGUCGAGACAUAAAAGAAGUUCCUGAAAGGUUUCUAUGUAAAUCCUUUAAUUUAAAUGAAGAUUUUUUUUUAAUAUUUUGUAAAUUAUGUAAAAGUUAUGUAUAUAUUCAGUGCGGUAAGAGUACGGGACUCUCCUAAAUCUUACGAGUUACAUUUGUACAAAUAUUCUUUU